Parastagonospora nodorum SN15 is the source of this 831-nucleotide messenger RNA. RefSeq lists its product as hypothetical. Gene Ontology annotation, biological process: spindle pole body duplication; protein import into nucleus. The transcript is spliced from 2 exons. Lineage: Eukaryota; Fungi; Ascomycota; Dothideomycetes; Pleosporales; Phaeosphaeriaceae. The coding region runs from base 1 to 831 and encodes 276 amino acids. Gene Ontology annotation, cellular component: nuclear outer membrane; nuclear pore transmembrane ring. The record is from RefSeq and is a predicted model, not a curated record.
AUGUCUCUCGCCAGGACUACGCAGUCUGCGGUACAGCGCGCACCUGCGACACCCUCCACGCCAUCCACUCCAGCCGCACAAGCCGACCAGCCCUACACACCGGGCGGGUCAUGGAAGCAUCCCAAGUUCGAUGAGAUCGCGCGCCGCCAGUAUGCCACCACCUUUGACGAGCGCAACGUGCGCGCUAUCACUGCCAACGCUGGCCUGCUCUUCCUCUCCAUGUAUGGCAACACCAUCACCUCGCAAGUGAAGCUCCUAGAGUAUGACUCUCUGUCUGACUUGGCCUCCAGCACACCAAUCAACGCCGUGGUCAGGGCUGUUCCGUACAGCGAAUGGGCCAUAGUCCUCAUUCGCCUCGCCUUCGCCGUCAACAUUGUCAUCGCGUUCCUGCCUCUCGUCCGCCGCUACUACCCCGACGACAUCGCCGACAUCCCUCUCACCCCCUCACAGCGCGCGUCCAUGGGUCUGCGGACAGACGUCAUGUCGCCACAAACACCAGGCUCUGCAUUCGCAUCACCAAACUACGUCACGCCCCCGCGAUACCAGCGCUCUACACCGCGUAGCAGCAGCUUCAGCAACCAAGACCGCAGCUCACAAUCACCCCUGUCGGGAGCGCGUGGUGGCUUCGCUCUGUCCACAUCCAACUCGCCAUUCUCGCCCAGCCAAAGCAACGGCAGUCCCUUAUUCCAGAAGGCCCUUUCUGGGUCGACGUCAAAGCGAUUGAGCUAUGGAGGAACACCAAUGAGCGGCAGUCUGUUUGGAGACAGCUCGUCGAGCGCAACUCCUGGGCACCCCCACGCCUUCGACCGGGCCGAGCGAGCGUGGGACUGA